AAUCGGACGAACAGAAGAAUUUAUGCAGCAAAAUUGAGGUGGCAACUUUUCAAAUGCCUGUUAGUCGGCUUGGAUCUGGAGACGUUGAGAAAGCAUUGAUAGAAGAGGCCACAAAAUACAAUUGUGAGAACAUAGAGAAAGAAUUACGAUUGGUAAUGAUUGGUAAAACAGGUGUUGGUAAAAGCGCUUUGGGUAAUUUUAUUUGCGGAAAAUUAGAAUUUCUGUCCAAACAGGGUGCUAGCUCAGGAACUAACUCGUGUUCAUUUGGGCAAUGUAUAAUAAACAAUCGUAACGUUAUGGUAAUAGAUACCCCUGGAAUAUUUGGGACCGAACAAAAUACAGAAUACGUUGAAGAUCAAAUACGCAAGUGUAUCGGAAUGGGGGCACCUGGUCCACAUGCCAUCAUGUUUGUAAUGUCACUUGCAGAGAGAUUCAAAAUUGAAGACAAAAAAGCUAUACGCGAGUUUAUGAAAUUCUUUGGUACAGAUAUGCUCAAGUAUGUCAUAGUUGUUUUCACACACUCUGAUGUUCUUGGAGAACAAUCCGAUGAUAUGCCUGAUCAACUAAAAGAACUAUUGCAGUCAUGUGGUAACAGGUAUGUUCGAUUAAAUACCCACGCCGAAGGAGAUGAGCGGGUUACACAAUUAAAUAUGCUAUUGACCGAAAUUCAAAAUCUCAAGCUCAAAAACUAUGAGGACGAAAAUUUCAAAAUUACCGAAAAAUUACUUAUCAAGCGAGAAGAAGAAAUAUGCGCAGAAGUGAAAAGGAGACUGGAGAAAACAGAAGCAGAAAUUAAAGAAGAAGUGGACAGGCGAAUGAAAGAAAGAGAAAAGGAGUUAAAAACUGAAACUGAUAAGCGCUUAGAAUUGGUCGUCAAAGAUGUAAUUAAGCAGAUGCUACUUCCUGCACAAAAGCAAGCCAUUCAUCGACUUAUGGCGGUCAGAGAUGAAGUAAGGUCCGAAAUUGAAGAUGACCAGUCACAAUUUGUUACCAGUGGUAGUAAACUGAUUCCAGGUGCUAGCUCAGGAACUAACUCGUGUUCAUUUGGGCAAUGUAUAAUAAACAAUCGUAACGUUAUGGUAAUAGAUACCCCUGGAAUAUUUGGGACCGAACAAAAUACAGAAUACGUUGAAGAUCAAAUACGCAAGUGUAUCGGAAUGGGGGCACCUGGUCCACAUGCCAUCAUGUUUGUAAUGUCACUUGCAGAGAGAUUCAAAAUUGAAGACAAAAAAGCUAUACGCGAGUUUAUGAAAUUCUUUGGUACAGAUAUGCUCAAGUAUGUCAUAGUUGUUUUCACACACUCUGAUGUUCUUGGAGAACAAUCCGAUGAUAUGCCUGAUCAACUAAAAGAACUAUUGCAGUCAUGUGGUAACAGGUAUGUUCGAUUAAAUACCCACGCCGAAGGAGAUGAGCGGGUUACACAAUUAAAUAUGCUAUUGACCGAAAUUCAAAAUCUCAAGCUCAAAAACUAUGAGGACGAAAAUUUCAAAAUUACCGAAAAAUUACUUAUCAAGCGAGAAGAAGAAAUAUGCGCAGAAGUGAAAAGGAGACUGGAGAAAACAGAAGCAGAAAUUAAAGAAGAAGUGGACAGGCGAAUGAAAGAAAGAGAAAAGGAGUUAAAAACUGAAACUGAUAAGCGCUUAGAAUUGGUCGUCAAAGAUGUAAUUAAGCAGAUGCUACUUCCUGCACAAAAGCAAGCCAUUCAUCGACUUAUGGCGGUCAGAGAUGAAGUAAGGUCCGAAAUUGAAGAUGACCAGUCACAAUUUGUUACCAGUGGUAGUAAACUGAUUCCACAUUAUAUAGCGUCAUAA
Mytilus trossulus (common blue mussel) is the source of this 1811-nucleotide messenger RNA. RefSeq names its product GTPase IMAP family member 8-like. The record is from RefSeq and is a predicted model, not a curated record. The transcript has 5 exons. Bases 54 to 1811 code for a protein of 585 amino acids. Gene Ontology annotation, molecular function: GTP binding. Lineage: Eukaryota; Metazoa; Mollusca; Bivalvia; Mytilida; Mytilidae.